Messenger RNA from Austrofundulus limnaeus, 5768 nucleotides. RefSeq names its product leucine rich repeat containing 4Bb (gene lrrc4bb). Gene Ontology annotation, cellular component: postsynaptic density membrane; glutamatergic synapse; plasma membrane. The coding region runs from base 628 to 2862 and encodes 744 amino acids. The record is from RefSeq and is a predicted model, not a curated record. Gene Ontology annotation, biological process: synaptic membrane adhesion; regulation of postsynaptic density assembly; regulation of presynapse assembly. Gene Ontology annotation, molecular function: signaling receptor binding. The transcript is spliced from 3 exons. NCBI's taxonomy places the organism in Eukaryota, Metazoa, Chordata, Actinopteri, Cyprinodontiformes, Rivulidae.
UCUCUCUUCUUUUUUUUUUCCUGCGUAAAGACUGUGUUCAUCUUUAACCUGCCAGCGCUGUAGCCCCCCUGCGUUGCGUUGGCGCUGCGGAUCUAGCCCUACAAGAACAAGAGCCAGCUCACAGCCGUGGAAACAAGCGAAUCAAUUUAGGGGAAGAGAGACAAGGAGAGGCAAGAUAGCGAGGUUGAGGAGGUGGGGGUGGGGAGAAGAGCCGAUCGCAGAAAAAAAAAAGGGGGGGGAGAGAGACAUUUACACCCGCCGAACAUCAAGAAAGAAGCAACAGCCUCCUAAGUGACAAUGCUUUCCCAGCAAAUCUACUCCUUAAUUUGAUACGUAACUGUCAUGGGAACAAUAGYACAAGCCUACCUAAAAUGAAAUAUUAAAAAAAAAUCAAGGUAUGCAGAUAUCAAAUAUGAGCAAAGUAAAGUGGGGAGCUUGAAAUAGUAGCUAGUCUUUAAUAUGAUGUUCUAGUUUUUCCUUCCUUUUUUGAAAAGUCACUGCUCACCGAAGAAAGAAAUACAAAUGAACGGAUUAAACAUGAACGUCAAGAUAAGCACUUAAAUUCCCCGUUUUUGGAGGCGGCGUAUCAACAUCAUAGCAGUAGGGGUGGGUCAUGACUCAGCUGCCAUGCGUGUUGUCAUGGUGACCAGCCCCUGCACCCCUUUCCCCCUCCUCUGGUUGGUUCAGCUUUUGUUGUGGUUCUACAACCAUGGACCUCAGCUGACAGAGGCAGCACCCCCGUGCCCCACCCCAUGUACCUGCUCCAACCAGGCGAGCCGUGUCAUCUGUACGAGAAAGAGCUUGGAUCAAAUCCCAGACAGUAUUUCGGAGAACACAAGAUACCUCAACCUACAAGAGAACACGAUUCAGGUGAUCAAGUCUGACACAUUUAAGCAUCUACGGCAUUUGGAAAUUCUCCAGCUCUCCAAGAACCACAUCAGGCAGAUUGAGGUGGGCGCUUUCAAUGGUCUACCCAACCUCAACACAUUGGAGCUKUUUGACAACCGUCUUACAGUGGUACCAUCUCAAGCAUUUGAGUACCUCAGCAAGCUACGGGAAUUAUGGCUACGAAACAACCCCAUCGAGACACUGCCGGCAUUCGCCUUUCACCGCGUUCCCUCUUUACGACGUCUUGAUCUAGGGGAACUCAGGAAGUUGGAUUUCAUCUCAGAGGCUGCCUUUGAAGGUCUGGUAAACUUGCGCUUUUUGAAUCUUGGCAUGUGUGGUUUGAAGGACAUCCCCAACCUUACCCCACUGGUAAGACUUGAGGAGUUGGAGCUGUCAGGUAACCAGCUUGGGAUUGUCCGGCCYGGAUCAUUUCAGGGUCUAGUGUCACUUCGAAAGCUAUGGCUAAUGCACUCCCGAGUGUCAGUCAUCGAACGCAAUGCUUUUGAUGACCUUAAGAAUUUGGAGGAGCUCAAUCUUUCCCACAAUUCUCUGCAUUCCCUGCCCCAUGACCUCUUCACUCCACUGCACCAGUUAGAGAGGGUACAUCUCAACCAUAAUCCAUGGGUUUGCAACUGUGAUGUCCUGUGGCUUAGCUGGUGGCUAAAAGAAACGGUUCCGAGCAACACAACAUGUUGUGCUCGUUGUCAUGCCCCACCUAUUCURAAGGGAAARUAUAUUGGAGAACUAGACCAGACCCACUUUACCUGCUAUGCCCCAGUGAUUGUGGAGCCACCUACUGACCUCAAUGUUACCGAAGGCAUGGCUGCUGAGCUGAAAUGUCGCACUGGAACCUCAAUGACCUCUGUGAACUGGUUUACCCCAAAUGGCACUCUCAUGACUCACGGAUCAUACCGAGUUAGGAUCUCAGUGCUUCACGACGGCACAYUGAACUUCACGAAUGUGACGGUGCAGGACACUGGUCAGUAUACUUGCAUGGUAACCAACUCUGCUGGGAACACMACUGCAACUGCCGUGCUCAAUGUGUCUGCUUCUGAUUCCAGUAAUGGCUACAGCUAUUUCACCACUGUCACUGUGGAAACUGAACAAACAGUCAGAGGAGAGGAGGAAAACUCAGCAAGGCAGUACAUAAACGAAACCUUCAUAGAUUUCCCUAAUCCUACUGUUCAAAGGGAUUUAGAUGAGCGACCUGGCAUAACUGUAUCCCCUUCACUCUCGUCUCUUUCCUCGCUGUCGCCAAAAGCCAACAAAGCUGAAAAUACAGUGACUGUGUCCAUAAUGGAUGUAACCAACAUUCCAGGCCUGGAUGAUGUAAUGAAAACAACAAAAAUCAUCAUUGGUUGCUUUGUGGCCAUCACGUUUAUGGCAGCUGUAAUGUUGGUAGUUUUCUACAAACUCCGCAAGCAGCACCAGCUACACAAGCACCACGGUCCCGCCAGAGCCAUUGAGAUUGUCAAUGUAGAGGAUGAAAUAGGAGCUGGGGCUGGAAGUGGCAUCUCAGGUGGUUCAACGGUAAACUCUGGCACUGGCGGAGAAGGCACCUUAAGGAUGCAUCACCCAGAAGUAGUCAACCUCCCCAACAUUGGCCGCACGGAUACACUCAACCACUACUACAAGACACACCAUUUCAAUAACAACGUGAUGGGCCUUAAUAUCGGCACCGAUGGGCUGGGACCUGGCGGGAUGMUGGGCGGCAAGAACCAGCAUGGCCAGGAUAUUCCCAUCUCCUGUACCUCUGUCCCAAUCUCUACGUCUAAUUUGCUCAGCACUUCGGGUAAUGGCACCAACAUGAACCCCAGCUCAAUGUCCCCUCCACUGCCGAUGUCUCUCCCCAUGCCUACAUUGGGCUUACAUGGAUCAAUCAAGGGUUUCAUGGGGCAAAACCAGAACCCCCAAAUGGAGCCAUUGCUCUUCAAGGGGAGCUCAAAAGAAAACGUUCAAGAGACCCAAAUAUAAAGCAAAAGCGAGCGUGUAGAGGGAGAGUGAGCAAGAGUCAAAGACAAAGAGGGAAUUGAUGUUGGGUUUACGUGUGGAAUGAUAAGACACUAGAGUGCAUUGACAUUACACCAGGAGAGAGGAAAGACUGACACUGGCAAUACACAAACACAUAGACUUAUCUGUGACGGUGUACUGAGCCAAGGAUUACCACAAUGGCCCACUUGUGUUUGUAGUAAUGACCAUGGCCAUGGAGAUCAAGGAGUGGAUGUUGCUACAAUGUAAAUCUGUGCCAAAGCAAAUGUUUUUUUGCAGUUUCUACAAGCUGUAUUCUCAUAGGAAAACGGAAAAAAAAAAAGACAAACUAGUCUAUCAGAGUAAAUCAAAUUGUUGUUGGCCAGCAGAGUUGAAAGAUACGCACAGCACUUACCACACUGAAGAGCCAAAAUGUUGCAGAAUAUAAUCCGAGGGACGUUUUUUUCUUUCACAAACAAAAAAAGAGAAACACUCUCUCUCAAGUGACUCAAUAGACUCCCUCAAGGUGAAAAUUAUGUAGGCAUAUUAGAUGGACAAAAAGGUACAGUGCAGUACAAACUACUGUGAAAAAUCCACAAAUAAUAUAAAUAUAUUUUCAUCUAAAUAUGUAUCAUUGACGACUCCGAUGCAGACAUAUUUUGGGAUGGAUGUAUAAGCUGGUAUAGUUUGUUUCUUUGUGAAUAAUCAGGGGCGGUACUAGUGGAGGUUUGUUCUGAUUUUAAUUUGGCUACUUUUCAGAAACGUAAGGGCUCAAUUGCAACACUCAUUGUGAAUCUUUCAAUUGGCUUUGUGACAUACGGUCCGUUUAGGUUGUAGAGCAGUAAAUGCAGAUUUCUGUUUGACAAACCUUUUGUCUAUUGUUUCAAUAAUAAUCAUUGCAAACUUUUUUUGUGUUUUGAGAGUGUAUUAUUAUGUAUUUUGUAAAAGCCAGCCUCAUGAUACAGUAUUAAAAAUGGAUAAUUCUGACACUUUCAUGCCAGCAGUGAACGAUGGUGAAGCAGUGUUUUACAAACACACACAAAAAAAGUCACUCAAUGCAAAGACCUGUGCGGGUCAAAUAAAGUGUUGACAAUGUGGUAUUUGAAUCCGAUCAGUAGCCAGAUAUUUGCUUAUAGGCAGAAAUUUGAUACAACCUCCUUGCUCAUGGUUACCUUAGUCAUGCCAUAAAAUGCUGUUGUAAGGAUUAUUAGACAUCUCCAGCAGCAUAAAGGAAGGGACUAAAUAUCCAUCUUUGGAUGAUUGGGAUGAGUGAAAAUGUACAGUAUAUUAAUAAUAAUAAUGUCUGGUUGUACAACAAUUGUAAGAUCCACAUUUUUACAGUGUAACUUUCAUAUGUUAAAUGGCAUUUACGCUUCUUGCGUUUCAACUAUGUAUUACUUUAUUUUUGUUAGUUUGAUAUAAUGUGUACAGUUGUCUAGCCAUGUGUCAUUACGUGUGAAAUAAAUCAAUCAUAUAUUGGGUUGUGGCGGGUCAAUACGGCAACCACRAGUAAAAUGUGAGACGUUAUGUUGCUCUCUGCACUGAGCCUGCAYUGAAUGUAUGGUUUGUGGUUUAGCCAUUAGUCAUCCUGGUAAUGAUAGGGGGCCAUCUGUUUGGUUGAAAUAAUCAGACGAGCUUUUAGUCACACUUCUAUAGAUGGCUUUCAGACUCAACUGGUAUCUGUAAAAUAAGUGUUUUUAUGRAUAUGGUUUAGCCCUAAAUGAGUCCCUUUGGUUGUCUAACGGUUAUUAUCUUACAUCAGUGUUGAAAUAGUUUGGAAUGAACACAUAAUUGGACGCAGAUAAAAAACAACAAAAAAAAAAUAAAACACAUCGAUUGAGGAAACGUAAAAUGUUUGUUGCAAUUGAGCUCAAACGGAACAUGUGACCACUUAUUCCAGAGCUCAGAGAACAAUUGUGUGUUUUUCUGUUUCACCCCUCUCUCAGUGUUUCUGACAAAUAACUACAAAUACAGUUUGAUGGAUUUUACAUUGAGUGCAUAAGAAGAAAUAGUAAUCAUGAUUUGUCUAAUCUGAGAGAWACAUUUCCUGCCACAGACGUUACAMAACAAACAUUUUUACUAAUUUAAAAUGUUAAAGGAAUUAUUGAUUAAGUCAGGUUUAUAAACCACAGCCAUUAGCUUUUUUGUCGGCCAUCAGUUGAAUUUCAAGAGAAUAUCUUUAUAUGAUGUGACCCUUCAGGCAGAUGCUAUUGUCCCACUCAUUUGGGGAUUUUGACAUAGUCAUUUUUCCAUUUUGGGGCUACAUUCUCUUGUAUCAACUGUGACAUUAUGUACAUGUGCUGUAACAUCACCAUGAGUCAUCUAAUCAGCAGAAAUUUUCCUUUUGCGCCCCUUAAACAUCUKUUGCAGUUAUCAUCAAAAUUAGUAACUUUUGAAUGAAAUGCAGAAAGGCUUAUGGUAGUUGGCUUUGUACCUGAUGCUAGAAAUGUAGACAUGCUAGGCUAMAUUUGACCCUUUUUACUGAUGAAGCUAUGGAUAUGCAGCUGUAUUGUACAGUUUGGCUACAGAUAAAGUGACGACAUUCGUGUCCCCUUGACAUAAUUCGUCACUUUCAAUGGAUGCUUCUGUUAAGGAAACAGUCAUGUUUGGUAGAAGCCCCUAAUGAAAUGGAUUAUGGUUUCUGAAACAUAAAAAUUGGAAGAAAAAGAACUGAACUUUAGUUCCUGUAAAGGUAAGCUGUUUCAUUAAAUAACCUUUUUGAACGUCUUUAAAAUAUGAACAGUGGGGGACAAAUCUUUUGUUUUGUGCAAAACAUAAAAAAUGGUCACAUUCUUUGGUUCUCUUUUCCUUAAACUUCUAUUUGUAUCUUAGUAUGUGAUACUAUUAGUUUGGGUCUUUAUGAAUUGUCAUUAAAUGUCCUUUCCCACCUGAAAAUCAUGCAGGUACACAGA